AUGGGUUUACAUACAAAUAUUGAGUCUGGUGUUGUAUCAAAAGAUAAUUUUCCUAGUUUGGUUCAAACAAUAAGGCGGCAAGUUUUAAAACGUGGAAGAGAGGAAGAAAUUGUUAGUAAGACUGAUGAGGAGAUGGCAGAUAUUGAUGGAAUAAAUGAGGAUUCUCUUUUAACUAUUAAAGAUUUGUUAAUAGAAAGAGAUAGUAGUGAAUCUGGUAGUGAUCAUUCAUUUUUUAAAGAAAACAACAGUGAUAAAUCAGAUUUUGUAUUUUGUCCAAUUACCAACAAUUUAUCCAUUAAUAGGGGAAAUUCAGAUAAAUUAAAAAAUGCAAUUGGAAAGUCACUUGACUGUACUUUAAAUUCUCCAAUAAAAUUAGAGGUUAACUCAUCCAUUUAUCAACCAUUACCUUCCACAAAUAAUGGUUCUAAGGAAAAACGACAAAAAAAUGAUAUCAUUACCAAUAGAAAUGAAUGUUAUGUAGAUGGUUCUAGAAAAAAAUAUCUUGUUCACAAUAGUCAUUUUGUCCCAAUGCAAUUAGUAGAUAAUGUUUUUUACAAAAAUAAUUCUGAUAUUGGUCUCGGUGUUAAGUAUCAUGCGUUAAAAGAAAUGGAAACAAAUGAAUAUGAUAAGGUUCCUAAAAUAGAAGAAGCAAUCUAUGGAUCUCGACCAAAUGUGUAUACUAAAUUUAUCGAAGAAAACAGAGAUAUGUUUAUGAAUGAUUGCAGCCUCAGAUGUGUUUUUGAUGAGGUGGGACAAAUUAGAAAAUUUCCCCUGCAAGGUGAAUAUAAUAAUAAUUUAAAAUAG
Messenger RNA from Strongyloides ratti, 804 nucleotides. RefSeq lists its product as hypothetical. NCBI's taxonomy places the organism in Eukaryota, Metazoa, Nematoda, Chromadorea, Rhabditida, Strongyloididae. The coding region runs from base 1 to 804 and encodes 267 amino acids. The record is from RefSeq and is a predicted model, not a curated record. The transcript is spliced from 2 exons.